Molecule: messenger RNA, 1284 nt
Organism: Penicillium pulvis
Lineage: Eukaryota; Fungi; Ascomycota; Eurotiomycetes; Eurotiales; Aspergillaceae
Product: ferrochelatase HEM15
Exons: 3
Coding region: 1-1284 (427 amino acids)
Biological process (GO): heme biosynthetic process
Molecular function (GO): protoporphyrin ferrochelatase activity
Source: RefSeq, a predicted model, not a curated record
AUGGCGUUCCGCAGCAUUGCAGCUCCAUGUCGGUUAUGGAGCAAUGCUGCUACCCCAGCCCUCCGCUCAGCCACCCGAGGCUUUGUGGGCUAUAGCAGAGACCAGCGAUGCGGCCUCGCCACAGCAGUACCACCCGUCACGCAGGAUGCCACGGGCUCCAAGGGACCAACUGCGAUGGUGUUUAUGAACAUGGGUGGACCAUCAACAACCGAUCAGGUGGAGGACUUUUUGAGCAGGCUAUUUUCUGAUGGCGAUUUGAUCCCCCUGGGACGUCUGCAAUCAUAUAUCGGACCUCUUCUUGCCCGCCGGCGAACCCCCAAGAUCCAGAAGCAAUACGCAGAUAUCGGCGGAGGCUCGCCAAUUCGCAAAUGGUCGGAAUAUCAAUGUGCGGAGAUGUGUAACAUAUUGGAUAAGAUUUCGCCGGAGACCGCGCCUCAUAAGCCCUACGUAGCCUUUCGCUACGCUGCUCCCUUGACGGAGGAGAUGUACAACCAGUUAUUUGAAGAUGGAUUUGGCAAUGGCAAGGGGGGUCGUGCAGUAGCUUUCACGCAAUAUCCGCAAUACUCUUGCUCCACCACUGGCAGCUCACUGAACGAGCUGUGGAAGUGGCAGAAUCGCCUGGAAGGCAAGCGUGCCAAUGGAGACGUGGACGCCACUGGCGCGAUCAACUGGAGUGUCAUCGACCGGUGGCCCACUCACCCUGGUCUCGUUGAGGCGUUUGCGCAAAACAUCGAGGCCCAGCUGAAGACUUAUCCGGAAGACAAGCGGGAUAAGGUGGUGCUGCUCUUCUCUGCGCACAGUUUGCCCAUGAGUGUUGUGAACCGAGGUGAUCCUUACCCCUCGGAAGUUGCCGCGACCGUUCACGCUGUGAUGCAGCGACUCAAGUUUAGCAACCCCUACCGCCUGUGCUGGCAGUCCCAGGUGGGCCCCUCUGCCUGGCUUGGCGCACAGACGUCAGAUACAGUGAUGAACUAUGUCAAGCGUGGACAGUCCGACUUGAUUCUGGUGCCCAUCGCUUUCACCAGUGAUCAUAUUGAGACCUUGUACGAGUUGGAUCUGGAGGUUAUGGAGGAAGCCAACAGUCCUGGUGUCAAGCGCGCAGAGAGUUUGAAUGGCAACCCGACAUUCAUCCAAGGUCUGGCCGAUAUCGCGCAUGCGCAUUUGCAGAAGAACGAGCCAUGUUCUGCCCAGAUGACCCUGCGCUGCCAGGGCUGUCGCAGUGAGCGAUGCCUCGAGCAGAAGAAAUUCUUCGCCGGCAAAGAGCUCUCCUCGCUUGUUGUGUGA